Kalmanozyma brasiliensis GHG001 is the source of this 1011-nucleotide messenger RNA. Its product is annotated as NADP-dependent oxidoreductase domain protein. The record is from RefSeq and is a predicted model, not a curated record. Gene Ontology annotation, molecular function: aldose reductase (NADPH) activity. Gene Ontology annotation, cellular component: cytosol. Lineage: Eukaryota; Fungi; Basidiomycota; Ustilaginomycetes; Ustilaginales. The coding region runs from base 1 to 1011 and encodes 336 amino acids. The transcript is spliced from 2 exons.
AUGACCGGUCUUCUCAACUUGGCCCCCCCGCAUAGGCCUACUUCUCACUUCAAGCUCAACUCUGGCGCUUCCAUCCCCUCUGUCGGUCUCGGUACCUGGCAGUCGCCCAAGGGCGAGGUGCGUGAUGCUGUCUGCCACGCCCUCAAGUCUGGCUACCGUCACAUCGACUGUGCCUGGGGCUACCAGAACGAGGACGAGGUUGGAGAGGGUAUCAAGCUCUCCGGUGUCCCCCGUGAGGAGAUCUGGAUCACCUCCAAGCUCUACGAGUACCACCACAACCACGUCCGUCAGGCCGUUCAGGACACCCUCGACAAGCUCGGCGUCAAGUACCUCGACCUCUACCUGAUGCACUGGAACAUCGCCUUUGUUCCUGAGGAUGUCCCCGCUGGCCAGCUCCCCCGCGACUCCAAGAAGGACCCCAAGACCGGCAAGCACCUUCUCGACGUUGAGACCACCGAGAACUUCACCAAAGUCUGGGCCGACCUCGAGAAGCUCGUCGACGAGGGUCUCGUCAAGAACAUUGGUAUCUCCAACUUCUCCAUCCGCCGAACCAAGGAGCUCCUCAAGUCGUGCCGCAUCAAGCCCGUCGUCAACCAGGUCGAGCUCUCCUUCACCUUCCCUCAGCCCGAGCUCGUUGGCUGGCUCAAGAAGCAGGACAUCCUGCCCCAGGCCUACUCGCCUCUCGGCUCCACCGGUGCCAGCCAGGCUUCCCUCGAGGUUGUCGACAAGAUUGCCAAGAAGCACAACGUCCAGGGUGCCAACGUUCUCAUCUCGUGGCAGGUCGCUCGUGGCUGCAACCCUCUCCCCAAGUCGGUCACUCCUGCUCGUAUCGAGAACAACAUCAAGCUCGUCGACCUUUCCGCCGAGGAGCUCAAGGAGCUCGAGGAGGGCGCCCUGGCUCAGACCCCCAAGAAGGUCUGCGACCAGUCCGACCUCGUUGUUCCCGCCUACGACAUCUUCGAGGCCGACAACCCGGAGAACAACGACAAGGUUCAGGCCACCAAGGCUUAA